Molecule: messenger RNA, 1630 nt
Organism: Pteropus alecto (black flying fox)
Lineage: Eukaryota; Metazoa; Chordata; Mammalia; Chiroptera; Pteropodidae
Gene: MRM2
Product: mitochondrial rRNA methyltransferase 2
Exons: 5
Coding region: 1-1074 (357 amino acids)
Biological process (GO): RNA methylation
Cellular component (GO): mitochondrion
Molecular function (GO): rRNA (uridine-2'-O-ribose)-methyltransferase activity
Source: RefSeq, a predicted model, not a curated record
AUGCGGCUCACGCCCCAGUACAUCUGGUGGCUUCUGAGGAUGGGCCUGGAGAAGAACGCUGUAAAGCAUGGGCUCCAGGACGGUGUCCGGGCCCUGCAGCCUGAAGUGCCCGUGGACUCUUCCAAAGUGGAGGUGCCCACUGCGCUGGCUCCCAGCCAGCAUGGUGGAGAGGGCCAGGCCUCGGGACUCACCGUCGCGCUCUGUGGGCGUCCCCUGGUGCUCUGUGCAGAAGACGUGCACGCCCGUGACCUCGGCUCACCCACGGACUCCAACCUGAUGCAGCCCACCUUACGCGGCCUGCGUGCGCCUGUGGAGCUAUGUGAUGCCAGCCUGCCUGCUCCCUUUCUCAUCAGGUCCUGGAAGCUGGUGUGUGCCCUUCGGCGUCAAAGCUUGCACACUGCUGGCAGUCACUACAAGGCUAGGACCGGUGCCGAGCACCUGUGGCUGACGCGGCACCUGAAGGACCCGUUUGUGAAGGCUGCGAAGCUGGAGAGCUAUCGGUGUCGAAGUGCCUUCAAGCUUCUGGAGGUGGACGAGAAACACCGGAUCCUACGGCCUGGCCUCCGGGUGUUAGACUGUGGGGCGGCUCCUGGUGCAUGGAGCCAGGUGUCUGUGCAGAGAGUCAACGCUGCAGGCACAGAGCCCAGCACUCCUGUAGGCUUUGUGCUCGGGGUAGACCUUCUUCACAUAUCACCCCUGGAAGGAGCAACUUUUCUGUGCCCUGCUAAUGUGACUGACCCGGGAACCUUCCAGAGAAUCCAAGAACUGCUUCCUGGUGGGAGAGCAGAUGUGAUUCUGAGUGACAUGGCACCCAACGCUACAGGGAUCCGGGGCCUUGAUCAUGACAGGAUCAUUGGCCUGUGCUUGUCCCUGCUGGACAUGGCUCCCCACAUCCUGCACCCUGGGGGAACAUUCCUUUGUAAAACCUGGGCUGGGAGUCAAAGCCAUCGGUUGCAGAAGAGACUGACAGAGGAAUUCCAGAACACAAGGAUCGUGAAACCUGAAGCCAGCAGGAAAGAAUCAUCAGAGGUGUACCUCUUGGCCACACAAUACCGAAGAGCUGUGAAAGACUGAGGUUUCUUCUGGCACCUCUGGUCCUCGUCACUGCAGAUGUAGGCUGCAUGCUUUCCUGAAGUGUGGCGGGGGAAGGCCCAGCUAGAUCUGUGAUGCAUCAGGCGGGACAAGUGGGGGGCUUUUUUUAAACCAAAAGAUGGGACAAAACUCUAUUUAGUGACCAUGAUAGAUGAUAAUAGACUGAGGGAAGGAUAAAAAUGAUUGCACUGAAGCACAGCUGGAGAUACACUUCGAGUCACUUGCUUAUCUUACCAGACUGAGCUAAUUACAGAGAACAGCUUUCCACCAUUGCCCCAAGGACACAACACACAGGUUUCCAGUUCUUAUAGGCUACAUAGUAUAAUGUAGAAAAAUCUGAAAUUUCAAUCUAGGGAUUAAUUUCCAUCUCUGGUGAAUGAUUUGGAAACAUCCAUACUUCUAGCAGUGAGAAUUCCCAGGGCAAUUAGGGAAGACGUGGUAUGAAUUUAUGCGUGGGGCGGUGCGCUUUGUCUUUUGCUGGAAAUGCACGUUGCUAUACUUCUGGCUCCUUAGACCGUAAAGGUAAUUGCCCAAGCAA